AGCACCAUGAUGUUCGUCGCGGUGCUGUUGGCGUGCUGUGCUUUUCUCACCAGCGUGGUUGGUGCCCCCGAUAAGACUGCAGUUAACAAAGUCGAUCUCUAUAACACCAGUGCACUUAGCGAAGUCUUCUAUCCAGUUGGCGAAGGCGUCUCUAGCAAUAGCACCAGGGUCUUCGAGGUGGCAGAAGCAUUGGCAAAAUCUGAAAACUGGACCAAUCCGCCUCCAUACAUCCAGUCGCUGCGGUUGUUAAAGUUUCAUGGGGCUGUGUUGAAGGAAUUACUGCCCCGCGAAAAGCUGCCAAUUACCGACCAUCGUCGCCAUUACGUGCUCAUAGCUGGCGUGCUGGCAGGCAUGGUGGAGUAUCUCAACAGUGACUGCACGCCACCAGACUACGACCACGAGUUCAUCCCAAUCGUGGACGUCCUGGUCCCGAUAGUGUGGCAGGACCCCCAUGCGGCCGUGGAGAAGCUGGACGGCUUCAUCCAGGAUAUCAAAGACUCCGUCAGAGUUAUUCAAACGCUAGUAGAUUGGCACUGCAUCAAAAUUAAGGAUCCAGAACGCUGCAACCGCGUGAUUCAAGCGUACGCCUACAAUGACCCGGACAACCUGGAAGAUUCACUGGACCUGCUGGUUUUGGUGGGUGAGCUGGCGGAGAUUUACGCAAGUAACAACUACGCCGGCGAAGCAUCGAACUACAACUCGGUACGGUUGCUCAUCACGGGCCAGAAGAAGCUAAAGCCUCUGAUAGAAAAGGGUGCUGAGGUCUACAAUCGACUCUAUGGGGAGCAUUGCGUGCCUUAGAAAUGUGCUUCUGGAAGGGAAAAUAGAUUUAUACCUUAGUACUUAGGUACAUUAUUUUGGAAGAACAAUAAAAUCAUAAAAUAUAUUGAAAAUGUCCAGUCAAAUUAAGAAAGUUAAAAUAUUUUUAAGCAACCUUCAUUAGAGUUAUACUCAAUUGAA
This is a messenger RNA of Ostrinia nubilalis (European corn borer), 960 nucleotides long. RefSeq lists its product as uncharacterized. The transcript has 5 exons. Bases 7 to 801 code for a protein of 264 amino acids. The record is from RefSeq and is a predicted model, not a curated record. Lineage: Eukaryota; Metazoa; Arthropoda; Insecta; Lepidoptera; Crambidae.